Molecule: messenger RNA, 198 nt
Organism: Opisthorchis viverrini
Lineage: Eukaryota; Metazoa; Platyhelminthes; Trematoda; Opisthorchiida; Opisthorchiidae
Exons: 2
Source: RefSeq, a predicted model, not a curated record
CGCUCAGAAUUUCGUCAACCUGUUCUUUCUCUAUCUCUAGGCGUCGGCCGACACCAGGUCACUGUCAUCCAAGGUUGUCCCGCUUGUACCCCUCAUGAUCCUCCCGUCCUCAUUGUCCACGGAACAGGUCACUCUUUAUUCAUGCUCCCCGUUUUCCACAACAACCAACCAGGAUUCAGGAUUUCCGAGCCGAGAUAG